CGCCGUCGGUAUCGGUGUCGCCGACGCGCCGCCGCCAACGGCACGAUGCUGUCGUUGCGAUCGUAGCGUUGAUGGUUUUUGAUUGGCCGGAAGUGACGUCACGACACGCAUCGCGAGUCCACACACAUUAAUCCGUGGCGGCUCGCGCGUCGUAGCCUACCAGACGGUAGGCGUCUCCGCGUAUACCAUCCAGAGAAGGAACGCAAUCGCGCAGCCUUUUUCUCUUUUCCACCUUAGGACAGCUCGAAACGAUCCCGAGGAAUAAACCAGUCCCGCCUAGAAGUCGCGUCAGUAGAAGCGAGAAAUCGUUUUCCUUUGAUAGGAAACUUUCGCAAAUUGUAAGGUUUCGAGUCUCGUCUCGAUAUGGUAUACGCGCGUCGAGGCGGUAGGACAGACCGAGUAAUAUUUCAUAGCGAUUCGACCGACCGACCGACCGACCGACCGAACGACGGAUCGCGGUUUUUCAGGGCGAGCCGCAAGAUCGGUUUCGAUCGGGUGGACAAGGUUGCUAGUGAAAGUCGUCGACGAGAGACAACGAGACGCUCGGCGAAGCGUCCAAAUUCGACUAGAAAAGAAUUUCGUCGAGUCUCGGGCGCCUCGAAGGAUGGUGCACGUUUUGGAGGUUACGGUCGCUAUAGAGUAGCUCGGAUAGUACGAAUUGGUAGGGGGAAAGGGGCAAAGAAGGCAGCCUUUAUGACCCCUCGCAGGCAGGCAGGCAGGCAGGCAGGCAGAAACGGUUCGAGUAGCGCGGGCCUUUGUGCCCGAGAGAAUGGCUCCGUGCCAAAAUCCGUCUACGAUCCCUUCGUUCCACCGCUCCGUACUAACGGUCCUGCGAAAAGGAGCCUUUGCGAACUAACGCCUCGAUCGGCUCUUUCCGUCCGCGCGAGCGAGCAGUCGGUUAGAAGGAACGAGAGCGGCGGACCGUAACGCUUAAAAUUCUCAUUACGCGUUAUUUGCGGCGUCCCGCUCGAGGGAGGACCAAAGGGAAGAGUCGGUUAGCCGCGGCGCGAGAGUAACGAUCCUGCGAAAGGGCUGUUGGAACGAACUAGCCAGCGCUCGCUCCGAAACGGGAGUCAGCGGGGACUAGCGGCUCUCGAGUCGUUUCCAAAAUCUUGCGCGUCGGACGCUCCUCCUCGAGACGGUCCGAUAUCGAUUUCUUUUAAAUUCUGUCGGGAAAAGUCGGUCGUGCGAGUCGCCGACUCGCAUGGACCCUGAUUAAGAUCGAACGAUUUCAUAUUAGGAGAGUUAUUAAUAGUCGUCGGUUUUUCCGUUGGCUCGGCUUCAAAAUCUUAUUACGUCGACGUUUCUUCUCUCGUACGCGCUCCCUCGCCUCGGAAGGAAACGUCGCCUUGUCUCUCUUUUCUUUUUCCACGCGAAUUUAUGAGGAUCUCGACGGCGAAAUUGCGAUAAUCGUUCGUAGCCGAGAGAGAGAGAGAGAGAGAGAGAGGAUCGUUAAACGACGGGGCUAUUCGCGUAAUCGCGUGAAUUAUCGUCGGUACCGUUUCGCAAAGCUCCUUUUCCGUUGCAACGUUGACUUUGCGCAGCCUCCUCGACGAGACCAAUUUCUCCCCGAUUAAUUUCUCGACGGUUCCGUCCUUUUUUCUUCGACCUUUCUUUCUCUCCUUUUCCUUUCGUUUUCCUUUCGAAUAAAUAAACGAGAAAAAAGAAGAAAACGGAGAAGAAGAAAGGAAAGGAAGGAGAUAAAGCAGGAAAAAAGGGAAAGAGAAAUAUCCAACCUUCCGUCGAGAAGAAAUAAUUAGAUAUCUUUUCGUCUAUUUUUACGCGGCUUCGUGGGCGGACUUUUCUUUUUCUCUUCCUCUCUUUACUCCGAAAAUACUCGAUAGAGCGCCACGCUUCGGGGGAUUCGUAAAAGGGAAGAGAAAAAGAGGAGGAAAAAAUUGGAUAGCUCUUUCUCGCUCGAUUCGACUCGAACUGAAAUAAUCGAUCGAUCCGACCUCUCUCCCGUACUUUGAAUAAAGAAAGAAAGGGACGAGACGACCGGGAUGGCUUCCGUCGAAGCGAGUAUCCGUUGUCGGACAGCACAUGGUGCAGACAGGAAUGGCUGCGCCGUACGGUGGGGGUGUCUUCCCGCCGCCGGUAAACGGCGUCGCGGGCGUCGUGGGGGCGGCCGGGGCAGCGGGCGAGGUGAAAGCUCCCCCGUCGGUGCAGGUGAAGGAGGACAACAGCGGAGCGGGUCAGCAGGCACCACCGAGCGGAGCACAGGUAGCGGCACCGACCAGUGGACCCCAUCCUACGGCACAGGGGGCACCGACGGCAGCCAGUUUCAGCCCGCCUCCGCCGCCGAACGGCGUCGAUCAGCAGGCGAUCUCGGAGGUGUUUCAGGCGGCGGUGGCCGCAGCAGCGGCAGCGGCCGCGAGCGGAGGCGGACAACAAGCCGCGACCACGCAAGGAGGAAACGAGACGAACCCGGAAGGAGCCGUCGAUGCGGGAUCUCUCGUCCCGGUGACCUCGGGCGCCACGACACCAGCGACCGUGACGCAGGCCGCGGAUCUGAAGGGCCAGCCUAAACGCCUUCACGUCAGCAAUAUACCCUUUCGUUUCCGAGACCCCGAUUUGAGGGCGAUGUUCGGGCAAUUCGGCCCGAUCCUCGACGUGGAAAUCAUUUUUAACGAGAGAGGAAGCAAGGGAUUCGGUUUUGUAACAUUCGCAAAUAGUGCUGACGCGGACCGGGCACGUGAGAGGCUACACGGCACCGUGGUUGAGGGCAGAAAGAUUGAGGUGAACAAUGCAACGGCGAGGGUGCAGACGAAAAAGCCACCGACGGUACCCAACGUUUGCGUACAGUGGCCAGAGGGAUACAGGUUACCGGCGAUGCCGUGGAGCUGGCUGGGUGCGGCGGCGCCAUCGGCAGCCGCGGCUGCGGCGGUCGCCGCGGCCGCGAUUUCACCAUCUCCCGCAGCUGCUCCGCUCGUCCUUACACCGAGGGCGGCGGCGAGACGAAGCGGCAGCAUUAAGAGGAGUGGCCAUUCAAAGGGGAAGAGUCGGCGCGGCAAGGGCAGCUUUUCCGAGCAGCGCGGCGGCGUUGGCGUUGGCCAGAAAUCCAGGGCCGCUCGCAGCCGCGGCCGCUGCCACGGCCCUUCAUCCCUUUGCGCCUGCCGUCUACUACGACCCGUUCCUAGCAGCGCACGCGGCGACACAGGACCCCAACUACAGGCUACAGUUGGAAUGGCCGCAAGCUACAGCCGAAGCAGCUGCAGCGGCGGCCGCAGCAUCGCCAUUGCUAAAGACGCCGCUCUCGACGGCACAGCAAGCGACUUAUGCAGCUGCAGCGACCUACACGGCGGUGGCUGCGCGCGCAUACGGCGCAGCUGCAGCGGCAGCACAACCGGUCGCAGGAUAUGCCGCAGUCGCGGGUUACGGACGCGAGUACGCCGACCCUUAUCUCGGACACGGCAUCGGUCCGGUGGCAGGAUACGGGGCAACGGUCUAUAGAGGCGGGUACAACAGAUUUACGCCGUAUUAAAUGAGACCUUAGAGAGAGGGGAUCGGCAAGGAACGCGACCAGAAAUCGCGGCCAGUAACGCCGCGAGAACAAGAGCAGCGGCGGUACAUGCGUUCGCGCACACGCAUACACGAUUACACCGACGCGGGUAGAGGCGCACACAUCCGACGUUACACGCAAAGCACAUCGACGAGAAAGAAGCGACGCCUGGACCCUCUGCGCCUGCCAACGUUCGAGAGCAGCUGUUCCUCGUUCCACCAGCACCACCGCAACAACCACCGUCACCACCGCCGUCACCACCGCCGUCACCACCGCCGUCACCAGUGACAGAAAACGUCGUCGAUCGCGCGUUUCAAGAUCAAUCCCACGCUCUUUUUCUUCUCGAACAUUUGCGUUUCCGAGAUCGAAAGGACUGAGAGAGAGAGAGAGAAAGAGAGAGGAAAGAGAGAGCCUAUCGCUUCUCUCCUUUUUCCCCGCCUUUCUCGCCGUUAUUUAUUUAUCGAAAGCAGUCUCGACGAUAGGAGAAGAAGGACGCAAACACACACACACGGACGGACGGACGAUCGCCGGAAACGAUAGUCUCUAGAAGAAGCAUCGAUGUCUCCUGGAAAACCGAUUCGCGUCCUUUCAGAGCGCUGAACGAUGAACGCAGCCGGACGUUGCACAGGGUCUCAACAGGGUCUAGUCAGACACUCUCUCUCUUACCGGUUCCUAAUCGAAGCACCACCGAUUUUUAAACGUCGCAAAUAUAGAUCGUCCUAGAUCCGAUUCGCUGGAAAGACAAAUUUCGACUUGAAAGCGUACUCAAUACUCUCUGGCAAGGCGAACCGAAGGAAUCGGCACGUACCACCUAAUUCUACAUCUUCCUUCGAAAUGUUCGUUCGCCUUUCCAUUUUCCUUGUCCCCCUUUCUUUUCUUUUCUUUUCUUUUCUUUCUCCUUUCUCUUUUUCUUUUCUCUCUUUAUCCCCUCUUUCCUCGUUAUAUCUCUUACCGCCGUACUCUACAAACGAUAGAAUUUACGUCGAAAAACCAAAUCGAAACGUACGCGUUACUUGCGCGAAUCGCACCGCACGAGCGCACGGAACGUUUGCGUUUAGUUUCAUUGGGCGGGCUUCGACUCGCUCGCUACUUUUAUUAUUAACUAUUAAUAUUAUUAUAAUUUUAUUAUUAUUAUUUUAUCAUUGUCAUUAUUACUAUUAUUAGAUCGCGCGAAAGAUCUCUCAGUCGGGAAGAUACGAAAAUGCAAAGGAAGGACGAUGGUCAGGAUUUUUUUAUCGUCUAAGAGAGAGCGUGCGCGCGUUCGUCGCUGCUAAGUUUUAACGUUCGAGGAAACGCGGCCGUAACGACGUCGCGUCGACCGUCGUACGUCUAUCGUCCAAAGAGCGGUUUUUCGAACGAUCGGGAAAACUCGGCAGGAGGGAAGAUAUCGACGCUGAGCGAUUUGCGCGUGCGUCUCGCGUACUUCGAAUUCACCGUAAAAAGACGUUUUUAUCUUUGUGUAUAUUUUUGAUACGUCCUUCUUUGUUUGAUACACGACUGCUCGAUAUGCUCGACAUAUUUCUCGGACCGCCUAUCCUCUUCGCAACAGACACGUUCACGCACACACGCAUAACUCUUUAUGAAUUUUUGUAGAAACGUUUUGGUAUCGCAUUCGCGAUUAUCAUCCUUACGGAUUUACGUUAGUCAGACCGGACGUCGAGUGAACGCGCUUUUAAAAAGAAUCGCGGACGUUUUUAAUAUUCGAUCGUAAUAGACGGUUUGAUAUCUUAAUGGAUUUAGCGAGGACGAUCGCACGUUACUUUCUCUCGAUAUGUCUCGCGAGUUCCUUUCUCGAGGCACGUCUUAUCCGUUGGAAUUAUCAUCGAGGUUCGUUAUCCUUUGCUCGCUUUCUCCCGAUCGUAGUCGAGAAUCGACGUUAUCGCUAAAGGAGGGAAGACAAAGUCAAAGUUACGCUUACGAUGGAUCAACACGAAAUGGAAAUUGAACGCACAUUGAGACGAGUGAGAACGAUGUAUCACCAUACGCCCUUACCUUUUAAGUUAUAGUUAGCCCGCGAGGAUUUAUCUAAUAUUAUACGUAAGCAAAUAAGAAAUCUCGCACGAGAGAAUAACGGGAGAGAGACGGACGUCGCAGAACUCUAGAGAGAGAAAAGCGGAGGAACAAAGAGAAAGAGGACGGCUAAACGAUGGAAAGAAAAUGCGAGGGGAAUACGAAGUAGCCAAAUAUGACGAAAGAUUUAUCUUUAUCUAUCCAACGGCUGGAGUAGUCUCCUGGCCGUUAUUUUACGUUUUAGUUUUUAAAUCUCCUUAGAAUAUUAGAAUAAAGCUAACGACGCAUAGCUCUCUAUCUCGGUAAAUCUCUCGAGAUGGACGAAAGAAGAAGAGGAAGGAAGGGGUCUUUCUUGCGUGUGCGUGAAUGCCAGUUAUAUAAAUGUGUAAAUAGAGAACGAUCGAUCGUCGAGCACAAAAUAAGCCGAAGAACGUAGCCGAAGAAGACUCAAGAUAUACUCAUAAUUUUCUCGUAAACGUUAAGAUUGACGAGUCGGUAGAUCGUAAAGAAAUUCAACGCAAAUACAUACACACACGCGCGCGCGCGCGCACACACACACACACCCACCCACCACACACACCACACACACGAAAUGAAAACGUGUAAGAGGUAAUCUUAGCUGCUAUGCGAUUACGGUUACGAUUAGGAUUAGAAUUACGAUUACGAUUAUACAAUAACGAUAAACUUUAUUCUACCAAGAGGAUAGCUCGAGAGGAUGGUUAUCGUCAAAGUCGAUGAUCGAUCCUUCUUUCGAGGAAGAUCAAAAAAAAGGAUCGAAGAACGAAGAGAGCCGCUAUAGUAUUUAGUCGAUAGAUGAAAGUUGAUUAAUUCCAUUUGGAAAUUUUGAAAAUUUCGAAAGAACGCGUCUCGAACGAACGAAUCUGCUUUGGGAGUUAAUUCUGUGUAAUGUGAACUGUGACUAAAAUUUAUACUUACUCGUAAUCGAUAUCUUUAUCGGGGUAGGCUAUUAUUAUUAAAUAGUUGCUAGAGAUUAAGUCAAGCUCAAAUUAGGAAAAGCGCGUCACGAGUGCACAACCAAAUCUUUCGUUCUUCUCUUUCUUUUCCUUUGGUUUUUUUCUUUAUCUUUCCGUCUCUCUUUUCCCCUUUUCUUUCCUUUUUCUUUUUUCGUUUCUGUUUUUUUCAAUAUACGAUCGUAUCGUGUCUCUUCUUUCUUCUUUACCUCUCGACUUUUGUCUUUGGCCGAUAGAAGAGCGUAAAGACGAUUAUUAAUUCCAUCGUCCUUUCCGUUUUAUCCCGAGCCUAUUAAAACCUUUGGUCCAUCGCCGAACGGGAAGAAAAAAAUUCUAAUAAGAAAGAUCAAGAACCUGAACGAAUCUGCAUUAAUUUCGUUUCUAUUGAUCUCAUAGUUUUUCGCGUCGGGUCGUAUCGAAUCAAUUUUAGCGAGAAUAAAAAUGAAAAGAAAGGAAAAGAAAAGAAAAGGAAGAAAGAAAGAAAGAAAGAAAGAAAGAAAGAAAGAAAGAAAAACAAAGAGAUAAGCGAGCAGUGUAUAAAGUUAUUCAAUGAUACGCACCGUAUGUUAUACGUAUAAAUCUUACAACUAGCUAUAUAAAACAUUAAUUACCAUUAAAGGGAAUUUUUAAAUGAAUUUAGAUGAAUACAUGACGUAAUGACACAUCUAACGAGCAACAUAUCCUAGCGUAUUAGGCAUGGCGUUAACCGAGAUCUCUCUGUGCUUUUUACCGUCUUAGUCCUACGAGAGAGUCGACGUUGCGCGAAAUGGCAAAAAAGAAGGCAAAGUACGAUCAACGCGCAUACAAACUCAUUCACACGUAAUACUCGAAUGGAGUCGAAGUCGUCUUCUCGAAAGAGACUACUUCUACUUCUACGAUAAGAAGAAAGAAACAAAAUUAUAUGUAUGUAUAUAUAUAUAUAUAUAAAAAAAUAUAAAUAAAUAUAUAUAUAUAUGUAUGUAUAUACACACACGAAAAUAGAUAGCGUAAACGCAACGAUAUAAAAUGAAGGUAACUUGGGCCGAACGACAGGGAAAAUUUCAACGCUCUUCUAACGAACGAUCUUUGGCAAAACGAUCGUGCCCGUUUUCGAGUAAUCGCAAAAGAAAAUGUUAGAAAAAGAAUAAAAAUAUGUAAUACGUGAAAGAGGAAUGUUCCAUGACAUUAAGGCGUUACAAUGAUUAUUACCUAUAUUUAGGUCGAAGAUUUGCGUGCGUGCGUGCGUGCGUGCGUGCGUGCGUGCGUGCGUGCGUGAGUGAAUGAAUGUAAAAAGUUUAUCGUGUCCUUGUGCGUCUGUAUGUUUGAUGUCGCACCCGAGAGUGCGAGAGUGUGUGUAAUAACGCGUAUGAGUGAGAUGAGAGAAAACGCAUCUCGCGUACCUCCACGAAUCAGCAACACUUUUUUUUCUUCUCGUCUUUAAAACGUAGCACGAAGAUGGCGAGCUAACGCCGGCCCGCGCGCCGCUGUUCGAGAUCGUAAAUUAUAAAUGAAUGAAUUCACAUAAUUAUAUUCUUCAUUAUUAAUAACGUUAUUAUUAAUUAAAUCGUAACGUGAAAGUAAAGAGGAAAGAUGACAAAACGAAAGAUGGUAAAGGAAUAAUCAGCGAGACGCGAAUAAAGCACGAGCGAACGAGCGACUUGGACGAGCGAUAUCUGUAAAUUUUCUUUUUGUUUUUCUCUCUCGGCGCGCAAAACGACAUAAACACAUAUUUAUACAUAUAUUCUGGUAGAUGUGAUUCGCGAACGGAUACGACGCAACCCAAACGCUUCGUCUUCGUUCGCGAAUUCGCAAAAGACAUUUUCACAGAUUCACAACGCGACUCGGUUCGUUUCGUUUCCUUUUUUACGCGCCAAAGCGCGCGCGAUACGUUGAGAGCGACUAAAGAGAAAAAAAUACACGAGAUACAUAUACAUGUAUAUAUAUAUAUAUGUAUGUAUGUAUGUACGUAUGUAUAUAUCUACACAAACACAAAAACAAGAGAGGAGAGAGAGAGAAACGUGAGAAAAUUGCGAGCGAACAGGGAAUACAAUCAUCUCGAACUUUAGUUGCAAAAUAUUGAUAGGGAUAAAAGGUGUCGUUUGUGACACCUUUGUCAUUGUCUGAUUUGAUGAUAUUUUCUAAGUCUGGACCAGUUGUUAGGUUCUUAUUACUCCCAUAGCGACUUCUUAUGGCGUAUUUUCUCUGUAUAUUGUCAAUGUUUAUUAUUAAAUAUUUUUCAAAUAAAAAA
This is a messenger RNA of Vespula vulgaris, 8710 nucleotides long. RefSeq names its product RNA binding protein fox-1 homolog 2 (gene Rbfox1). Gene Ontology annotation, molecular function: mRNA binding. The transcript is spliced from 14 exons. Gene Ontology annotation, cellular component: nucleus; cytoplasm. Bases 2044 to 3453 code for a protein of 469 amino acids. The record is from RefSeq and is a predicted model, not a curated record. NCBI's taxonomy places the organism in Eukaryota, Metazoa, Arthropoda, Insecta, Hymenoptera, Vespidae. Gene Ontology annotation, biological process: regulation of alternative mRNA splicing, via spliceosome; nervous system development.